Messenger RNA from Propithecus coquereli (Coquerel's sifaka), 1430 nucleotides. RefSeq lists its product as uncharacterized. NCBI's taxonomy places the organism in Eukaryota, Metazoa, Chordata, Mammalia, Primates, Indriidae. The transcript has 3 exons. The record is from RefSeq and is a predicted model, not a curated record. Bases 1 to 813 code for a protein of 270 amino acids.
AUGACGGUGAUGGUGAUGAGGAUGCCCCCACCUCUGCUGCUACAGCCGAGGCCCGUAUUGUUGGAGCGGCCCACUAAAAGCCCGCCCCGGCCCCGAGCCGCCAGAGGCGCCCGCUCGGGUUCAGCCCUGCACCUCGCCAGCCCGCCGGCUCCCAGUCCGGGUCCCCGGGCGCUGCAGGUGACCCGGCGGCGCAUUCCAGCGCUUCCCGCCGCCUGGGCCACCGCCGCCACUGCUACCACCGGCGCCCCGGCCGCGACUCAGCCACAGGAAAGCGGAGAGCGCCCAAGCCGGUGCGUGCGCGGGGCAGGGCGGGGGCGGGGGCCCCACGAAUCCAGCAACCCGGACCCGGGCUCGGAAACGCAACCUAGCCUCGGGCUCCUGCUUUCCGGAUUCCUGGCGAGCCCAGGCUGGGGGCGGGGAGAGGGGAGUCGGGGUUCCCCAGGCCUGACAGAGGAGAUUCCCCCCGACCUGAGGCGGCGCAGAGACCCAACUCGGGCUACUCUAGGGACCCCGGGCCGCGAUCGAAGGAAACACGCCAGGGGCGAUGGGGAUCCCCCAGCAGGGUCGGGAUCCGUGUGCCUGCUCGUCCACCUUACCGCGGGAUGGGCCGCGACUGCUCAGCGCCUGCGAGGUAGUCCGACGCGCCGCUCCGCCGCUCCGGAGAUCUCCUGGUCUGGCGCUUUUAAGGAGCGAAGCGGAACCCCGCGGGAGACAGGGGCCCUGAACUCAGGGGCUUCGCCACUGAUUGUCCAAACGCAAUUCUUGUACGAGUCUGCGGCCAACCGAGAAUUGUGGCUGGACAUCUGUGGCUGAGCUCCGUGCGCAACUGGGGCGGGGGCCGCAGGGACGGAGCUCAGCGCGGGCGAGACCCCUCGGGGCGGCGGCUGGCUGGCCCCAGCGCGAAGAUCGCGGCCCCGGCCCGGCGCGCAAAGGAGGAACGCCGGUCCCUGCCACCAGCGCCGCCAUCCUCAUCCUUCCUUCUCCUCCUCCUCUGCGGGUGACCGGUCCCGGCUGGCGGGGUCCUCCAGUCGAUCGCGUCGUUUCUCUCCCUUUCAAAUUUCGGCCGGAACGAAGCUGGCACGCAGCGGCGGGGAUCGAAUGCGGUCCGGCGAGCCCGCCCUCAGCCCGAGCCGCAGGAAGUCGGAGGUGAAAGAGGCCGGCAGAAUGCGCUCCUCAUUUCGAAUUUGUUGUAACCUAUCCCCCACAAAUAUUCCCAAAACAAAACAAUAAUCCUAAGCCAACCCCUAAAUCCCAAACAAACCAACCCCUCCCGCAAGCCCCUCUGGACAGACCGAUGGGCUGAGCCUCCUCCAGCCGCUGCCGGAGUGGGCGAAGCGUCGGGAAUGAUGCGCUCCAGCCGGGCAAUCGGGCUGCGGAAAUAGAACUUGGACAAACGAAUCCUUUUCAUUAAAGAAAAAUCUUCGGAGAUA